CUUCCUCUAUGUGAGGAGAGAAGCACUUUUGUAGAGGACAUUGUUGUUUAUCCGCUUGAAAACACGUUCUCAGCAGCGCUAUGAGGACAUUAUUUAUCAGAAAUCGUUUGGACAUAUUUUGAGGAAUAUGAUUUUAAACACUGCUUUCAUCUGUCUAUGCAUUCUGAUCACAAAUGGUGUGUUUUGUGUUGAGGAUGAAGUGAAGUCAGUGUCAGUGAUGGAGGGAGAAUCUGUCUCUCUAAACACUGAUGUUCAAGUACAGAGAGAUCUUCAGAUACAGUGGACAUUUGGACCUCAAAACACUCGAAUAGCUGAAAUCAUUAAAAGGGACCAAAUGAACUAUGUAUUUGUCACUAAUGAUGGGAUAUUCAGAGACAGACUCCAGAUGGACAAUCACACUGGAUCUCUGACCAUCAGAAACACCAGAUCUGAACAGACUGGACUUUAUGAACUGACUGUCACCAGCAGUAGAAAAACACUGAAGAGAUUCAAUGUUACUGUCUAUGCUCCUCUGCCAAUUCCUGUCAUUUCCAGUAACUCUUCAAACUGUUCUUCAUCAUCAUCAUCAUCAAGAUCAGUGUCAUCAGUGUCCAGAUGUUCACUGGUGUGUUCAGCUGUGAAUGUGAGUCAUGUGACUCUCUCCUGGUACAAAGGAAACAGUUUAUUGUCCAGCAUCAGUGUGUCUGAUCUCAGCAUCAGUCUCUCUCUACCUCUGGAGGUGGAAUAUCAGGAUAAAAACACCUACAGCUGUGUGAUCAACAAUCUCAUCAGAAACCAGACCAAACAUCUCACAGCCAAUGGACUCUGUCACUCAUGUCAAGAACAGAGUCACCGUUCCUAUACUAUACCAGUGGUAGUUGGCGUGUUGUUAUUGGUGGUCAUGAUUGCUUUUUUUGGAGGGAUUGUGUUCUGGCACAUCAAGAACCGUAGACAAGCACCACAAAGCGUUGAAAGUGAAGAAAUACAUUAUGCUACAACAACAUUCUUUGCACGUCAUUUACAUCAUAAGAAAUGCAAUGAAGAAGAUGACAUAGUGUACUCAAGUGUUAUCGUGAGCUAAGGAGCAAAAUUACUUAUAAUAUUUUGUCAACAAUAAUUCAGGUUUACUGCAGUAUAAAGCAGUGUUUCUCAACUGGUGGCUCAUGACCCAAAUAUUGCUCAGAGGGAAGCAAUACAUGCAAAUAUUUAAAUGGUACUAAUCUUACUGUAAUCAUAGAUACUGUAAGUGAAAUAGUUUGGAAGGACAAAUUAUUUUGAAAAUGGAUGAAUUUAGAAACUAAAGGUUUCAUAUUUAGCCUAUUUAAUGUUAAUAAUGAAUAUGCAGCUCAUAGCAUUACUAUAACUUAACCCAUAGUAUAAUUUCUAGUAUUAUUACUUUGACUUUAGUAUUAUUAAGCAUUUCUGAUGUAAAAUUUGGGUCUGGAAAUGAAACCAGUUGAGAAUCACUGAAGCAGAAUGUAAAAAUGUAUUAUUUUUUAGUUAUUUAUUUGCACGCUGCCAUUUUAUCAUGUGAUUGUCAGUUAACAUGAUCUGUGAAAGAGUGGAGUCAAAAACAGCUUCAUAAUCCCACAAGAACUGCCUACGGAGCUUAAAAACCUGUCUCGACCUGAAAUGAAUACUUGAGCUUGUGCUACAGCUGCCUUAAAACAAGCGACAGUGUUUGUGCAUUUCACUGUAUUUCAGCAUUAUUUCAUGAACACUGUGCUGAGUGGAAUUCAACACAAUAAACACUUUAUGAAGCUUUUAUUAUUAAAUCACUUUUCUUACACUUUUUUUCCUCAAACCUAAAACAAUCUAGUCCCUGAUAGCUUGUAAUGUAUCAAACCCCAAAUUACACAAAAAAAAAUUAUGAAUUGAAUUCUUCAAGUUAACAUAUGAAAACCAGCUUGCUGUAAUCUAACAAUCACUUCAGAAGUUACUGAAGUAUUCCUGCAUGACAGGACAUGUUUCCUCAGGUUUGGCUCUUCUCCAAGGCGGGAAAACUGGAAUGUUUUCUGUCUUCAUUCUAUAGGUAUUACCACCUCCUGUCUGGAUGUAAUUUGGGCAUAGUAGGUGGAGCUAGAAGGUCCAACUACACUCCAUAACUCUACCCCUCCACCCAUUAGAUACACAGAGGUGGAGCUGGACUAGGUCAAGGUCAACCCAUGACGUCUAGAGAGGUGGAGCUGGAUGUGAGCACCACAUGUCCAAAUGGUUUGUUUAUAAGGUCAACUUGAGGGUCUUCACCUAGGCUCCUCCCACUUUGAGGUCUCUGGGCUGCAGCAUAUGUCCAUCAUCGAGGUCAGGGUUUGUUUUAGUUGAGCUCUUGACCCUUGCC
Molecule: messenger RNA, 2317 nt
Organism: Megalobrama amblycephala (Wuchang bream)
Lineage: Eukaryota; Metazoa; Chordata; Actinopteri; Cypriniformes; Xenocyprididae
Exons: 6
Coding region: 128-1060 (310 amino acids)
Source: RefSeq, a predicted model, not a curated record